CAUCAACCAACCCGUCGACACAGAGAGCUUCCCAAGCGCUCCCUAGGACUCACGGCUUGCCCAAGCCAACAAACGUCACCCCACCGGAAUUGCAAUUUAUGAGGCAUCGAUGGAAGAUGGCAUUUUAAUAAGCACACAGGGUGAAGUUACCAAGAAACCUCGCCCUUUCACUCAUUACUCACCACAAUGGAUUCAAGGUACGAAGAUGAAGGCCCCGGACCUCAGCUCUCAGUGGAGCUUUUACGGUCAAUCUGGACGACCCAACAAAACGAUGACGAUGAUGCCUCGUCUAACCGCGAAAACAUCCCCGCGAAUUCCGCUAUUGGUAAACGCAAGCGACAGGAUUCUGAGGUGUUACGUGAUCCGUCGCCCCCACUGGUGGAGAACAAUGCGAAGCCACUGAGUCCAUUCAAGUCGGUCAAAUUGAAACGACCACAACGAGCGAAGCGAGUGGCUUCUGAAACAGCCCGCAACAAUCGUGGUCGAAAAGAUACCUAUGUUAUUCCUGAUACACCUAAACCUCUGAAACGCUUCACUCGUAAUGUGGGGCGGCAUUCUAUUCCAAAAACUGGGACUUUUAAUGAUUUCGAUAGCGAGCUAGAUAAAGAGGGCGAUUCAAGGGCAGCGUAUCGGUCUAAUCGUGCAGGACCUAAUGUAACGAACCUUCGAGACGAUGAGAAAGUUUCAGCUAGUGGAGAGUGGUCCGACUCCUGGUCUGAAGAGGAAGAAAGUGCAGAUGAAGAUCAACAUGAUGAGAAUUACAGAAGUGAAGAGGAAGUCAAAGAGUAUACCGGAAACAGAGGACUGAAACAAACUGAAUAUGCAGAACCACCCCCAAGUCUCAGCACUCCGCGGCGUUCAUCCCGGUUAAGAGUGCUACGUUCGCACCCGUCGUAUGGACUUUUCAGAUCUCAUCGAAGGUCAGAGCAGGCGUUUAGCUCGCCUAAAUCUGCUGGGAGUAAACGACCAUUAACCAGACUAAUGAAAAAAAUGCUAGACAGCGUUGAAGCAGGCGAGCCUCCCCACUCGUCUCCACCGCCUCAGAGCAGAGCUGCAGAGUCGGAGAAUGGGGACGGCAGUGAUGUUUCUUCGGCCGGGGAAGAUCCAACGCAUGAGGACUCUCAACAAGCCGGAAAUCGUGCGGUUAUAUCCCCGCCUGAAAGCCCUGAGAAUAACGCAUGCGAAGAAGGUGGAGAUGUCGAUACCGAGAAUGAGCAUCGGAUCGCUCCUCAUAGUGCGUCUGAGCAUGACGUUCAAAUUAGGACCGGAAGCGAAAACAAUGAAUCAGAUCACGAAGUGCAAAGCGAGCAUGAGAGCGUCUCUGACAUCUGUGAUUUCGAGGAUGGAUCUGAAAUGGAAUCCGAGUCUGGAGAAACGGAUGUUGAGGAGGUCCCUAUGCAAGAUCCUGAUGAUGUAGACUUUUGGUCUGCCGCCGCGCUUUUUGGCCAACAUACCAACUGGUCCGAUCUUUUUGCAGAAGUCAAAAAGCUCAUCCCGAGUCCCAACCUCACACAAAGGAGCCCUCUUCUACGUAAACCUCUAGCAGCAAUCACGCAAGCCAAGCAACUCUACGCCCGAACAAGAGAAAUUCGACAGGACUAUCAAACGGUGCCGGACUACUUGUGCGAAGCAGAAAAAUCCAAUGCCCAGAAGGUCGUAGAGCAAAUAUAUCACAUCUUAUCUAAUAGAGUCCGUCUAGUUUUCGAUGAGAAGGGUAACCUUGUUAGCGACAAUCGUGAGCUGAAGCGAAAACGGCAAGCCGUCCUUGAGAUUGCUGUCUAUGCUGUACCGGGAGUAGUAAGCUUAUUGAAAUUAUGCCUCGCAGCACACUACAUCGAUAAUGAGCUCUCUAUUGACGGAAUGAAACAGUUGACACAGCUGCUGCAAUCAUUUUCCCUCUUGUGCGAAAGGAUCCAGCCCAAGUUUUUCCGGCCAUACAUCCAUUUCGGAGACACUCUCCAGCAGAUCAGAGUCGUGGUUCGUUUCUUGUGGACGAUUUUUGAUAGCCAAUCGAACCGGCUACUGACCAAACGGCGACUGGAACGAUUUAACAACAUUCAUCAGAAAUGGGUUGGGCCUCGUCGAAGCAUGCAAUACAAGCGCCCGCAUCGCCAAGAAGUAACCCUGCCGCCGACAGAUGAUGAGCAGGAUGAUCAUGUUUCCAUCAUAUCUAUUGAUGAAAACUCAUCAAACGAACAGCUACCUGAGGGUCCAGACGAGUUUCCCUGGACGACGGCGGAGAGCGAAGCGCUUGUUACCGGUUUAGAGAGAUAUCAAGGCCUCGAUCGGUAUACCAUGAUACGUCGCGACUUCAGGACAGAGCUGAGCGGUCGAACCAUGGAAGACCUGCGCGUGAAGGCGCGGGAGAUUCGAGAUUCAUAUGUUGCUGCGGUGCGGCUUGAUAAUCUUACCAUGGACCCGCGACAAUGGGGUUGGCUCUUGGAAGUUUGAGUGAAACUAGUACAUGUACCUUUACAUCAGUUCGGUAUUUAUUUUACGGAAAAUGACAUUUCCUUGCAUAUGUUCUAUGUGUAAUGGAGUAUACACAUCGCUAUAGCUUCGCCCAUGUCGACCUGGUGUAUGCUGCCUGCGAAGGUGUUCCCGUCGAGAUCCUACUUUAUCCGUGCUAUGAUUUGAAGCAUCUUCCCUAAGGCUUAUGGAACGAGUAACGGCACUAUCCAUGGAUGACUAUUUCCGCGCUUGCCCUCUCAGACGUCAAUCCCUCAUCCGAACAGCUUGGCGCAGAGCCUGAAAAAGAGUCACUAUUCACGUAUUACAACAUUCAUAGGCUAUGCUAGAAGUGUAACCUAUCGUGCGAUUACCCCUGGUUCCGCACAAUCAUUAAAAAAAAUAGCUAGUUCGCAAAACUCCUACGUCUGAAAUACAAAUGUUGUUCUCCCCGCUGCUCUUCGGUUUAACUGAUCUGAAGAUCGAUGGUUUCGAGGGCAGCGAUGGAGCAUUGAAUUGAUUGGAUGGAAGAAUAUGUGUCAAUCCAAAUUCAUUGAUUGACGGACGAGCCCUAUUCGAUGCGGUUCUCGGUCCCAGGGAUGAGAGAAGAGGUGUCGAAGGAAGUAUUUUGGCGUACUUCGAAGGAGUAUAGGGUAAAGUAAAUUCGACCACCACUUCAAGCUAUUGAAUAAUGCAAGGUCAUUACGGGCUCUUUAGCUGGGGGGGAGGGCGUUGGCUUUGUCGCGGUGGAAGGGGUGGGGGUGGAGGAAAGGGGAUAGGUGGGAGGUUUUGGUCGUUGGCAAGGGUGAGGGUUGCGGUUGCGGUGAGGAGGGGGCCGAUGCGGAGGAGUUUGUGCGGGUCGAGCAGGAGGGUGGAGGCCAUUGUUGUGUUGUGUUCUUGAUUGAUAUGGAUCGUUUCGUAGGGUGUGUUUUUGUCGGUAACUAACUAUAUUCCGAGGGUGUGGUUGAGUAUAUGCUCCCUUAGGGAUGCAGGACUUAUAGUGUUGGGAGGUCUGCGGAGCUAUAAGUUAGUUGACCUAGAUAUUAUAGCUAACUAGUUAUAUAUACCACCAAAUCACUCCAUCCCGGGUCUGCUCAGACCAGGUGGAUACUCGUCUCCCUCCCUGGCGAGAUGGGAGGAUCCCGCGCUAUUAGCUAUAAACAAGGGGGUUCAAGUACGACAGAAUCGCCAGCGGCGGGGUUCCGGGAUAGUAGCGGCAGGCCGGUUAACAGGAGGGUUGCCGGAGCGCUUUACUCCAAUUCAUGCUCUCAACAGCUGUGAUAUCCCGCCAUACCAUACCAAUAGCAGACAAAUAAUGAUGGGAUUGAAUAUUUUCAAACAAGUGCAGCCGUGAAGCCAAGCUCAUUGGGCG
Blastomyces dermatitidis ER-3 is the source of this 3820-nucleotide messenger RNA. RefSeq lists its product as uncharacterized. The transcript has 2 exons. Lineage: Eukaryota; Fungi; Ascomycota; Eurotiomycetes; Onygenales; Ajellomycetaceae. Bases 187 to 2451 code for a protein of 754 amino acids. The record is from RefSeq and is a predicted model, not a curated record.